Molecule: messenger RNA, 930 nt
Organism: Cetraspora pellucida
Lineage: Eukaryota; Fungi; Glomeromycota; Glomeromycetes; Diversisporales; Gigasporaceae
Source: the annotation of a GenBank genome assembly
UCUACUGAUAAUGAUGAAAUAAGUCUCUAUCUUGAUGCUCGCUACGUUUCAGCAUCAGAAGCUUCAUGGCGAUUAUUCCAUUACCUUCACCUCCCAGGACAACAUAGAGUAACAUUUCGAGAUAAUGAAGUCAUACAAAAUGUGAUUGAACGCGCUAAUUCAGAAAAAACUACACUCACAGCUUGGUUUCAUGCUAAUAAUUCUUAUCCCGAAGCCAGAACACUAACAUAUGGAAAUUUUCCGACUCACUGGGUUUUUGAAAAAAAAACCAAUAAAUGGAAACCAAGGCAACGUGGCAAUGUUAUUGGCCGUAUGUACUUUGUUCACCCUUCAGCUGAUGAACAUUACUAUACUUUCAAAGAAGCUUGCUCUGCGUUAUCUUUACUACAGAAUGAUGACAAAUGGGAUUUCUGUUUAUUAGAAGCAGCUCAGAUACAGUCCGGCGCCCAAUUACGUACUUUGUUUGCUACUAUUCUACUAUUCUGCAACCCUGUAUAUCCGGAGAACCUUUGGGAGAAACAUUUUUCAGCUCUUACUGAUGAUCUUCCCUUAUUACAUUUACAAUCUAUCUUAAAUAAGCAUGGAAGAUGUCUUACUGAUUUUCCUAAAAUGCCAUUACCAACUAUCCUUCCCAACUCAGAACACCAUAAUAAUCUAAUUACUGAAGAACUAAAUUAUAAUAUUGCCGACCUUACGCAGAUCGUCGAAAAUGGACUUGCCGAUUUUGCUGAUUGGCUUCUUAAACUUGGUGAAGGACGCAUUCCUACUAUUACACCAGAAGAACCUACUAUACGACUUCCUAAUGAUAUUGUAUUAUCCACUCCUGACUUGAAUAACUUGGAUUCAGAGUCCUGGGUGCUAACCAUUACACCACGCAACCUUAUUGACAUUUAUAUAGCUUUUAAUUUAUUGAAAAUCCAACCAACAUAG